AUGGAGAUCGAGAUGACACAGGUCGCUACCGUCGCAGAACUUGUGAGGGCGUUCAAAUCAAACCACCCAGAUGGAAGGUCGGAACAAGAAGACAUGGAGAUCUCCUUCAAAGCCACCAGACAAUUGCGACAACGAGUAAGCUGGCUUAUGGGGGGUCUACGCGCUAAUCAGCUCCGUGAAGAUACGUGGGGCAAGCACUCCUGGUUAAGAUUGAGAAAUGACAUUCCUUACAAGUUGCGACAAGUCUUCUUGCCCGCACUUCAAGAAAGUCUAAGGAAUUUAUCACUCACCUUUGAACGAUUCGACCCGACGGCACCCAAUCCGAGUUGGUGGUACGAAGCGUUUCUGGACAACUUGAUAGAUAUCGAUGACCGGGUGGAACAACUUGAUGUACCGAUGCGCUCAAUUCGGAAAACGUAUGAACCCGAACAAGGAUCUCUGGGCGAUCACCCCAAUGUUGAACAUUCAACUUAUCACCGAGUCGCGACAGCUGAAACUCUCCUCUCUCGCUUUAUGUAUGAAAAACUUGAAAUGGGACUGUUGUACCAAUGCGCUAACUUUUUCUCAGGUUUCGGUAUGUCCAACCCAUUCGGAGGCGUCCCCUCGGCUAGCCAAAAAUACCUUUACGCAGAGUGGCAAGAGUUAAUUGAGAAGUUUGAGGAGUCGUUUGAACUGCUUCGAAAGCCAAUCCGCUUCAAGGCCGACAGAUAUUAUGAUUCCGGAUCAGAAUCGGAUGAUGAGCCAGCGAUGGUACAUGGGACUUUAGGCAAAUUCGUUCAAGCCACCGUUCCGUUGAUUGGAUUAGCUCGAAUAUAUUUCAACAAACUCUUACGAUCGAAUACCAGUAGCCGCUUAAUUUUUGUUCGACCAUCAAUGAACAUAGAAGACACUCAAUUGAAACUAUUACUCAGAGGUAGCGCUAAGAUUGCUCAACACAUACAAAGAUUGACAUACAAUAUCACACGUUGGCCAACCCGUCGUCGGCAAACUGUGGGUAUGUUGGUGGAUAUUAUACGUGGCUUUACCCAAUUCUCGACCGUCUUGGAAAAAUACUGGGACUCGUUGCUUGAAAGAAACGAUCCACUGGUGGAUCGGGAGAUGAUUGAAGACGCUCGUCACUGGCUCAAUACUUGGACUUCCCUAUUCUUUGACAUCUCCUGUAAAGCAAUGCAAGCUACUGGUUGUAAAUACACCUGGCCACCAAGAAUCACGACCGAAGACGUUGAUAUGGAAGACUAACUGGGAUUAACUACUAUGUUGAAGUCGCACUCGUUUUUACACAUUUCUGUACGAGGCCUUAAAAAAACACAACCCAAAAUUUACUCUGGUUAAUGGAGGACUUCCCAUUGCUAUUUUAAAUACUUUUUAGACCUCUCUCAGUCCUAAUUUAACAGCUCAAUUAAGCUUUCAACUAGCUCAAAUGAGUGCUAUUGCUAGAAGGCUUCAGAAAAAAAAGAAUGAUGAAAAAAAAUAGAUAUAAUGGGUGUAAAUUGACUCCUGGAAGGGUUGUAGAUUGUGACAGGGAGUAAUCCAAUAGCAACAUGUCCCCAUUUACUGUAGCCUCCAAUUCUGCUAUUU
Messenger RNA from Puccinia graminis f. sp. tritici CRL 75-36-700-3, 1578 nucleotides. RefSeq lists its product as uncharacterized. The record is from RefSeq and is a predicted model, not a curated record. Bases 1 to 1239 code for a protein of 412 amino acids. The transcript has 3 exons. Lineage: Eukaryota; Fungi; Basidiomycota; Pucciniomycetes; Pucciniales; Pucciniaceae.